CUAGUCAAGCUCAUCUGGUGUUCAGUUGUAAACUCUUUUUAAGCCAUAGAUUUCAUACACAAAUGAAAUUACUUAUUGUGGUGGCGUUGCUCAACGCCUUCGUGAGUGCUGAUGUGUCUCACAUACUGCAACCCCAAACUGCCGAUGGAGCGUACGUCUAUGAAAUACCUAAGAUCCAAUUGUGUGCGAAUGGCAAAGUAGGGCCACCAUGUGAAGAGUCGACAAAUGAAAAUAGGGAGUAUCUCCCGCCAAAGUGCCCUCCAGGUACAACUGGAAUUUAUCCAAAGUGUGUAGCACCAACAACUCAGGCACCACGGUGUCCACCAGGGACAUUCGGAAACUAUCCUGAUUGUCGCCGACCGACAACCCCGGCUCCGCGAUGCGCUCCAGGUGAACUAGGUACUUAUCCCAAUUGCUAUACACCAACAACCCCAGCACCCCGUUGUGCUCCGGGACUUUUGGGCAACUACCCCAAUUGUUACGCGCCAACAACGACACCACGUCCAGUGUGUCCACCUGGAACCUUUGGCAAUUAUCCAGACUGCCGUCGUCCCACGACGACCACAACCCCAGCUCCUCGCUGCCCUCCAGGAUACAGUGGUACUCCACCAUACUGUACACCACCAACUACGACUCCAGCACCCCGAUGUGCUCCUGGACUUUUGGGAACAUACCCCAAUUGCUAUGCCCCAACAACAACUCCGGCACCCCGUUGCGCCCCUGGAGAACUAGGAACAUAUCCUAACUGUUAUAGACCAACGACGGCCGCGCCUAGGUGUGCUCCUGGUCUUUUGGGAACAUAUCCUAAUUGCUACGCUCCAACAACAACGCCAGCGCCUCGUUGUGCCCCUGGACUUUUGGGAACUUACCCCAAUUGCUAUGCCCCAACAACAACGCCAGCUCCAGUGUGCCCACCAGGAACCUUCGGAAGAUAUCCUGAUUGUCGUCGUCCCACAACUGAAGCGCCACGGUGCGCCCCUGGAUUUGUGGGCGUCUAUCCAGAUUGCCGUCGCCCAACAACGACCCCCGCACCUUACUGUCCUGCGGGAACAGUUGGAACUUAUCCCGACUGUCGUACUCCAACCACUACCCCAGCGCCUACUUGUCCACCAGGAACCUUUGGAAGAUACCCAGAUUGCCGUCGUCCAACAACCCCUGCUCCACGAUGUGCCCCUGGUGAACUAGGUACUUAUCCCAAUUGCUACACACCAACAACCCCAGCGCCUCGUUGUGCUCCGGGACUUUUGGGCACCUACCCCAAUUGCUAUGCCCCAACCACAACGCCAGCGCCCGUGUGCCCACCUGGAACAUUCGGAAGGUAUCCUGAUUGCCGUCGUCCGACGACAACCACAACCCCAGCUCCUCGCUGCCCUCCAGGAUACAGUGGUACUCCACCAUACUGUACACCACCAACCACGACUCCAGCACCCCGUUGUGCUCCUGGUGAAGUUGGAACAUACCCUAACUGUUACAGACCAACGACAGCCGCACCUAGGUGCGCUCCUGGACUUUUGGGAACAUACCCCAAUUGCUACGCCCCAACAACAACUCCGGCACCCCGUUGUGCUCCAGGACUCCUGGGAACCUAUCCUAAUUGCUACGCCCCAACAACGACACCAGCGCCAGUGUGCCCACCAGGAACCUUCGGAAGAUAUCCUGAUUGCCGCAGGCCGACUACAACAACACCAGCACCCCGUUGUGCUCCUGGUGAAGUAGGAACUUAUCCUAAUUGUUAUAGGCCAACGACAGCCGCUCCUAGGUGCGCCCCUGGACUUUUGGGAACCUACCCCAAUUGCUAUCAACCAACAACUGAGCGUAAUACAUAUUUGCCUCCAACCACGACUCCACGUUACACAACGACCACUCAGGCUCCACGCUGUGCUCCUGGAUUUGUUGGAGUCUAUCCAGACUGUCGCCGACCAACAACUCCGGCUCCACGAUGCGCUCCAGGUGAAGUAGGAACUUAUCCUAACUGUUACAGACCAACGACAGCCGCACCUAGGUGUGCUCCUGGACUUUUGGGCACCUACCCUAACUGCUACGCCCCAACAACGACACCAGCGCCAGUUUGCCCACCAGGAACUUUCGGAAGAUAUCCUGAUUGCCGCAGGCCUACCACAACUACACCAGCACCUCGUUGUGCUCCUGGUGAAUUAGGAACAUAUCCUAAUUGUUACAGGCCAACUACAGCCGCACCUAGGUGUGCUCCAGGACUUUUGGGCACCUACCCCAAUUGCUACGCCCCAACAACAACGCCAGCGCCAGUUUGCCCACCAGGAACUUUCGGAAGAUAUCCUGAUUGCCGCAGGCCUACCACAACUACACCAGCACCUCGUUGUGCUCCUGGUGAAUUAGGAACAUAUCCUAAUUGUUACAGGCCAACUACAGCCGCACCUAGGUGUGCUCCAGGACUUUUGGGCACCUACCCCAAUUGCUACGCCCCAACAACAACGCCAGCGCCAGUUUGCCCACCAGGAACUUUCGGAAGAUAUCCUGAUUGCCGCAGGCCUACCACAACUACACCAGCACCUCGUUGUGCUCCUGGUGAAUUAGGAACAUAUCCUAAUUGUUACAGGCCAACUACAGCCGCACCUAGGUGUGCUCCAGGACUCCUGGGAACCUACCCUAACUGCUAUGCCCCAACAACAACACCAGCGCCAGUUUGCCCACCAGGAACUUUCGGAAGAUAUCCUGAUUGCCGUAGGCCCACCACAACCACUCCGGCACCCCGUUGUGCUCCUGGUGAAUUAGGAACAUAUCCCAACUGUUACAGACCAACGACAGCCGCACCUAGGUGCGCCCCUGGACUUUUGGGUACCUAUCCUAAUUGCUACGCCCCAACAACGACACCAGCGCCAGUGUGCCCACCAGGAACUUUCGGAAGAUAUCCUGAUUGCCGCAGGCCCACCACAACAACACCAGCACCCCGUUGUGCUCCUGGUGAAGUAGGAACUUAUCCUAAUUGUUAUAGGCCAACGACAGCCGCUCCUAGGUGCGCCCCUGGACUUUUGGGAACCUACCCCAAUUGCUAUCAACCAACAACUGAGCGUAAUACAUAUUUGCCUCCAACCACGACUCCACGUUACACAACGACCACUCAGGCUCCACGCUGUGCUCCUGGAUUUGUUGGAGUCUAUCCAGACUGUCGCCGACCAACAACUCCGGCUCCACGAUGCGCUCCAGGUGAAGUAGGAACUUAUCCUAACUGUUACAGACCAACGACAGCCGCACCUAGGUGUGCCCCUGGACUUUUGGGCACCUACCCUAACUGCUAUGCCCCAACAACUACGCCAGCGCCCCAAUGUGCUCCUGGACUCCUGGGAACCUAUCCUAAUUGCUACGCCCCAACAACGACACCAGCGCCAGUUUGCCCACCAGGAACUUUCGGAAGAUAUCCUGAUUGCCGCAGACCUACCACAACUACACCAGCACCUCGUUGUGCUCCUGGUGAAUUAGGAACAUAUCCUAAUUGUUACAGGCCAACUACAGCCGCACCUAGGUGUGCUCCAGGACUUUUGGGCACCUACCCCAAUUGCUAUGCCCCAACAACAACGCCAGCGCCUCGUUGUGCUCCAGGACUCCUGGGAACCUAUCCUAAUUGCUAUGCCCCAACAACAACGCCAGCGCCAGUGUGCCCACCAGGAACUUUCGGAAGAUAUCCUGAUUGCCGCAGACCCACCACAACAACCCCGGCACCUAGGUGUGCUCCUGGACUCCUGGGAACCUAUCCAAAUUGCUAUGCCCCAACAACAACUCCGGCACCCCGUUGUGCUCCAGGCCUCCUGGGAACUUACCCCAAUUGUUACGCACCUACGACAACGCCAGCGCCAGUUUGCCCACCAGGAACUUUCGGAAGGUACCCAGAUUGCCGUCGUCCAACCACCCCGGCUCCACGAUGUGCCCCUGGUGAAUUAGGUACUUAUCCCAAUUGCUACACACCAACAACCCCAGCACCUCGUUGUGCUCCGGGACUUUUGGGCACCUACCCCAAUUGCUAUGCCCCAACCACAACACCCGCCCCGAGGUGUCCAUCCGGAUACACCGGAGUGUAUCCUAACUGUGCACCACCAACUACGACGCCCGCUCCAAGAUGCGCUCCCGGACUUGUGGGAGUGUAUCCCAAUUGUUACGCCCCAACUACCACCCCAGCACCCCGAUGUGCUCCUGGUCUAGUUGGCAUCUACCCGAAUUGUUACUCCCCGACCACCACAACACCUCGUCCAGUGUGCCCACCCGGAAGCCCUGGAACCUACCCGAACUGCGAACAGGAGGGUUACUUCUACCCUAAGCCCGCUGUGCCAUUCGUAUUCUAA
Molecule: messenger RNA, 4313 nt
Organism: Phlebotomus argentipes
Lineage: Eukaryota; Metazoa; Arthropoda; Insecta; Diptera; Psychodidae
Product: mucin-2-like
Exons: 2
Coding region: 63-4313 (1416 amino acids)
Source: RefSeq, a predicted model, not a curated record